Messenger RNA from Babesia bigemina, 1473 nucleotides. RefSeq lists its product as hypothetical. Lineage: Eukaryota; Apicomplexa; Aconoidasida; Piroplasmida; Babesiidae. The transcript has a single exon. The coding region runs from base 1 to 1473 and encodes 490 amino acids. The record is from RefSeq and is a predicted model, not a curated record.
AUGCUGUAUCCUAACAAAGACAGUGCGUGCUUCGAUAUGCUUGUUGAUAUAUUGAAUAGAGUCUAUCACCAACUGCAUUUCCUAUUGGCGCAAUGCCACAGCGGACCUAAGAGCGGUGGGUGGCGUGAUUGCUAUUAUGGCAACGGAGUUGCUGGAUCGGAUUGGCAGUGUAAUGACAAGCAAUGCCCCAAUGAAAGAGGUGAGCAAAAGCACAACCAAAACUGUGACCAAAAGUGUAACCAAACAGCUAACUGCGGAAUAAAAUCGCCACUUCAAUCAUUCCUUGAGGAUGGUCUGGUAGGCUUUCUACCGCAUCGACUAACCAACGUUGGAUGCGGAGUUAAAUGUUCGGUGACAAAUCAUAGAGGCCUUCCGUGUAAGACGCCAAUGGGAUUUGCAGACAUUGGUAUUGCAGCCUCACAUAUAAAAACAGGCGAAUAUAUGAAAAAAGCUCUCUAUAGUUUUUGCGGUCCUGAUUCUUACCUUCGUAAAAUUUGCGGCGCCAUAAACUGUCUCCUCCGACAGCCACCGCAGACGCUUGGCGAUAUGUUCAGUUUCUUCCAGGGUUACCUGUCAAACUGGAACGGCGGCGGUAAAAAGCAUAAACAAGAGGCAUUUGAAAGCGCUGUUAAAGAAGCUAACUUCAAUAAUGCCGGAACAAAAUUGAAUGUCACUUCCAUACAGCUAUCGAGUAACCAUAAGAGUCAUACUGCCGGUGAAUAUGAGCAUCCUACUGGUGAUCUGUUUAGUCUGCUGGAAUGCAAAGCAAAAUCAGCAUCGAAACCGAAUGUUCCCUGUGGCGCGUAUUUGCAGUCAAUCAGUUACGAUGUGCGUGUGGUGUAUUCUAAGGAAUAUGCCGGCCAUUAUUUGUCGUGGGUUGUCUACAUAUCGGAGACGUUUUGGGAUUUGCUCAAACAGUUGUAUGAACAGUGCUGCCGUAACUGCAAUAAAGUAGGGUCACGAUGUCAUGACAGAAGUUGUGUCAAUGAUUGUCAAGUAAACAAAUAUUAUGCUUCUCCGAAACCCGAAUACAUCGAUAACAUUAGGCAUGAAUAUGCUUGCGGUUCCAUUAUUAAUUGCCGCGCUACCCAUGCAGCUAUAUAUGCAUUGGGGUUCACUUUUGGUAGCCCACAUGAACUGAGCGGUGAAAAAGAGAGGAAAACAAAACGCACGUGCCAAGAUCUCUGCACCGCGCUGAAACACAUAUGCUCCGACGGUUCUGUGCUCGCACGACUUGUCCAUGAAUAUAUUCCCAAAUUCCUGUGGGAAAUCAGGGAGAAAUUCUUCUGGACCACUGUCGCACUCUGGCUCCUCUCUCUCUUGUACCUCAUCCACAUCAUGGUCAUCCGCCUCGAUCUCCUCCACAUCAAAUCGCAUUUGCACUCACCAUCAUCGCAUCGCAUCGCUGCUCAAUCACUACUUGCCGCGGCACGUGUUAACAAGCUUAACAGGGUGUUUUAUCUACAACCAUAA